GACAAGCUAAUGACGAAGUGGAAGAAGGAGAAAGGAUCACUGGAGGAGCACAUCGACGCGGCGCUCCUUGCUGUGUGUAGCACAGACCGUCUCAGAGCCUACGUGCUCUCCCCCCCCAAGAUGAUGCGACUCUGUUCUGGCAUCAGAGCGCACUACGAGGACGAGAUAGGUUUGGUGUUGCUGCAGCAGUACUCGGGCAAAAAGAAGAGCAACGUGGACAAGGUCUUUCAGGCUCUCUGCAGGAAGGCCAUUCCGGCGUGUACCAGAGGUAUAAAACCCAUGUCCGUCGCUAGAAAGGAAAAAAUGGAGAAAGCAGCCGAAGAAAAGAAAUUAAAGGAGCAAACUGAGAAGAGAGAGGGAGAAACAACGCAAGAUAUGAACAAGUCAUCGUCUCACCACAACAAAAAAGAUGAAUUAUGAAGGUUGUUUGUUGUCUGAAGUAACCUAAGUCCAUAUGUUGACGAUAAUGAUUUUAUAUAUAAUCAUUUAUGAUGUUAUUUAUCUUUUAAUAAAAUUAUA
Cherax quadricarinatus is the source of this 519-nucleotide messenger RNA. Lineage: Eukaryota; Metazoa; Arthropoda; Malacostraca; Decapoda; Parastacidae. The record is from RefSeq and is a predicted model, not a curated record.